Molecule: messenger RNA, 636 nt
Organism: Letharia lupina
Lineage: Eukaryota; Fungi; Ascomycota; Lecanoromycetes; Lecanorales; Parmeliaceae
Exons: 2
Coding region: 1-636 (211 amino acids)
Source: RefSeq, a predicted model, not a curated record
AUGACGAUUUCGGAGAACAAGGAAAGAAUGCUCCAGGAGCUCAUCCGGGAACGUGAGCGCUGCAGAGACGCAUGUCAACGUCUCCUUGAUGCUCGGGAACCAUCUCGUCGAAGACAAGUCGAGCUCUGGCGUGAUAUCAAUGGUGACUCUUCACCAAUGCCGUCCCCACUUCCAGACCCGGAAGAAGAUACUGCUCUCUUUGAAGAUGAUCCUCGAGUUGAUGCUCCUAUCCACAUUGAUUAUGGAACCAAUAUCCGUCUAGGAUCCAAUGUUCAGCUCAAUUACAACUGUACCAUCAUUGAUACCUGCCUUGUCUCUAUCGGAUCUCGAACUCUGGUUGCGCCAAAUGUCUCCUUCUACAGUGGAACACAUCCACUUGACCCGCAGCUACGCAAUGGGACCCGAGGUCCGGAGACGGGCAAGGAGAUCCAUGUGGGAGAGGAUUGCUGGAUCGGCGGCGGUGCUAUCAUCUUGCCAGGUGUGACCAUUGGAAGAGGUUCCACCGUGGGAGCGGGCAGCGUGGUGACGAAAGAUGUACCACCAUUCCAUGUGGUGGCUGGCAAUCCUGCCAGGAUCAUUCGCAAAAUUGAAACAACAAUGUCCAAGGAGUUGUCCGAGUCUGACAGAAAAGACUGA